AUGGCUCCCCCCGCUGCCGAGAGCGCCUCGCCGAUUGGCAUUGCCAAUCUUCCCAACCAGCGACACAAGAUUGUCGCCAAGCGUGGUGCCGGCUUCACCAUCAUGGUUGCUGGCGAGUCUGGCCUGGGAAAGACGACCUUCAUCAACACGCUCUUCUCGACGACGAUCAAGAACUAUGCCGACCAUAAGAAGCGCCACCAGAAGCAGGUCGACAAGACGGUCGAGAUCGAGAUCACCAAGGCUGAGCUGGAGGAGAAGUUCUUCAAGGUCCGCCUGACCGUCAUCGACACUCCCGGAUUCGGCGACUAUGUCAACAACCGCGAUUCUUGGAUGCCCAUCAUCGAGUUCCUCGACGACCAGCACGAGUCGUACAUGCUUCAGGAGCAGCAGCCCCGCCGCCAGGAUAAGAUCGACCUCCGCGUCCAUGCCUGCCUGUACUUCAUCCGCCCCACCGGCCACACCCUCAAGCCUCUUGACAUUGAGGUCAUGAAGAGGCUCUGCUCCCGCGUCAACCUGAUCCCCGUCAUCGCCAAGGCCGACACCCUCAGCCCUGCUGACCUGGCCAAGUUUAAGCAAAGGAUCAUCUCCGUCAUCGAGGCUCAGAACAUCAAGAUUUACCAGCCCCCGAUUGAGGAGGAUGACGAGGCUGCUGCUCAGCACGCCCGCAGCCUGAUGGCCGCCAUGCCUUUCGCCGUUAUCGGCUCGGAGAAGGACGUCAAGACUGGCGACGGCCGCAUCGUCAAGGGCCGCCAGUACUCGUGGGGCGUUGCCGAGGUCGAGAACGAGGACCACUGCGACUUCAAGAAGCUCCGCUCCAUCCUGAUCCGAACCCACAUGCUCGACCUUAUCCACACCACCGAGGAGCUUCACUAUGAGGCGUACCGCGCCCAGCAGAUGGAGACGCGCAAGUUUGGCGAGGCCCGCCCGAGAAAGCUGGACAACCCCAAGUUCAAGGAGGAGGAGGAGGCUCUGCGAAAACGCUUCACCGAGCAGGUUAAGAUCGAGGAGCAGCGAUUCCGGCAGUGGGAGCAGAAGCUCAUCGCCGAGCGCGAUCGCCUCAACAAGGAUCUGGAGCAGACCCACGCCCAGAUCAAGCAGCUGGAGGGCGAGCUGGAGGCGAUGCAAGGCAGCGCCGUCCGCAGCCACGGCCGCCGCUAA
This is a messenger RNA of Purpureocillium lilacinum, 1158 nucleotides long. Its product is annotated as Septin spn4. NCBI's taxonomy places the organism in Eukaryota, Fungi, Ascomycota, Sordariomycetes, Hypocreales, Ophiocordycipitaceae. Gene Ontology annotation, cellular component: septin complex; cell division site; cytosol. Gene Ontology annotation, biological process: intracellular protein localization; cytoskeleton-dependent cytokinesis. Gene Ontology annotation, molecular function: molecular adaptor activity; GTP binding; GTPase activity. The record is from RefSeq and is a predicted model, not a curated record.